GACAAAGAUGUCCUUAUGUUCUGAUGUUUAUAUCCCGUUUGUUAUAACUGUAUAUUUCCUCUGUUUUCUUAGUUGAGUGCUGCAAGUAACACACGUGCAGGUGAACGGCAGAGUUUGUCCUUGAUUUGCGGCCAAUGGGAAUGGAGUCCGAAGCUGCCCUGGAAAGGAAAUUGGCUUUCGCUCGACUUGGCCUCCGCCACCUGGAUCUUGCGUCCAGUCUCGACCUUUUACAGGGCACCGAGUGAGCUUUUUCAUAUACCGCAACCAUUUCUCCUACAUCCCAGGUGAACUUGUCACUCUGCUGCUCGGUUGGAAAUACGGAUUCUUGCUGCCAGCCAAGGCCACACCACGCUGCUCCUCCAAGCCCUGAACAGGAACGCACCUUGGUGGUCGAUUCUUGCGGCUUCUUAGGCCAUCUCUCUCCACGGUUUCUAGCGGGGCCCGGCACAUCCCAUGGCGUUCCGACGUGUCCUUAGUCGCGUUGCGUCGUCUGUCCGACAGACAUCCAAGCCCCGCGACGUUAUCAAGGCGGUCGAGGACGCCGCGCCGCACCGCCUCUCCUCCACGCUGCCGCAGCGCGUGCCGGAGCUGGUGGAUUUGCGCGACACGAUGGAGGAGGUGGUGCCGGAGCAGCGAGAGCGGCUGGCGGAGAUUAAAGCCAAGCACGGCGACAUGGUGCUGGGCGACGUCACUGUCAACAUGGCCCUGGGCGGAAUGCGCGGCAUCAAGGGCCUUCUUUGGGAGACGUCACAGCUCGACCCGCUCCAGGGCAUCAAGUUCCGCGGGCUUAGCAUCCUGAGUGCCAGGCGCAGCUGCCCUCCGCGCUCGACGGCGGCCAGCCGCUGCCCGAGGCGCUUCUGUGGCUGCUGCUCACGGGGGAGGUGCCCACGGAGGACCAGGCCGUGUCGCUCGCCGUGGAGCUGCAGGACAGAGCCGCGCUGCCAGACGCGGUGUGUCAGGUGCUGUGGUCCCUACCCCCGUCGCUGCACCCCAUGUCGCAGCUCUCCAUAGCCGUGCUCGCCCUCCAACGCACCUCCACCUUCGCCGCCGCCUACCACCGAGGCG
This is a messenger RNA of Closterium sp. NIES-67, 1065 nucleotides long. The record is from the annotation of a GenBank genome assembly. NCBI's taxonomy places the organism in Eukaryota, Viridiplantae, Streptophyta, Zygnematophyceae, Desmidiales, Closteriaceae.